Carya illinoinensis is the source of this 2154-nucleotide messenger RNA. RefSeq lists its product as uncharacterized. Gene Ontology annotation, molecular function: zinc ion binding. Lineage: Eukaryota; Viridiplantae; Streptophyta; Magnoliopsida; Fagales; Juglandaceae. The record is from RefSeq and is a predicted model, not a curated record. The transcript is spliced from 2 exons. Bases 1527 to 2009 code for a protein of 160 amino acids.
CCUCAAGCGACGCGUAAACGACUGGUGAGUUGCUGACUUGGCAAAAAACAAAACGCAACGUUUUGCAUUUCUUCCCUCUCCUCUAUUUGUAAUUCAAGCUAGGUCCCUCCCUCUCCUCAGUCCCAAAUCACGCGAGCUUGCCCUUCCCUCUCCUCAAUGAGUUUUGUCCCAACCCACUCGAGUCAGAGUUUCGUCAAUCCCAAAUCGCGCGACCAAGCCCCUUCCCUCUUCUCAAUGAGUUUCAUUUGCCUCUUGCAUUUCACCUCCCUCUCCUCAAACACCGUUUCCCUUCCCCUAUAGGUUUCCUUUUUGCCCCCCCUUGAAGUCACAUCCCUCCCGCCCCCCUUAGUUUCCAUUUCCCAUCCUUCUUUACUCAGUUUCAUGCAUUCACCUUGAAACCCUAACCCUAACCCAGCCCCUUCCGAAACCCAUCUCCUAAUCUAGUCCCUUCCCCUUCAUCCCGAAGCCCUAAACUUAAACCAGCCCCUUUCCAUUCAGUCGCCGCUUUCGUGUCUAGGUGGAAGGCAAGCAUUUCUUGAAUUUUUUUUAAAAUAUGAUUUUCAUAUUCCACCAUGUAUUGUGAUGAUCAUGCUUAUUGUGAUGUUUAGUAUUUUUGAGUUGCUUUUGAUAGUCGUUUGAGUUGUUUAUGAACUGGUCUACUAUUUUCGAGUUGUGGUCUAGUAUUUUUUAGUUGUUUAUCAUCUCAUAGUCUAUCUGAGUAAGUUUUUAUAUUUGAACAAUAAAAGUUGAAAUGCUUGUUUUAUUUAGGAUAUUCUAUAUGAAGAAAAUUGUGCUGAUUGUAGUUAACCAACCUAUCAUUUUGCUCCUUUAUGUAAUUGUGCUGGAUUUGGUGAGUAUGGAGGCACAUUUAGAUUUUUAAUAUGCUUGCUCAAGGAAAUUAAAAAAAAAAAAAAAAUCUGUGUUUAUAAUCAAUGUUUGCUUUUGUGUGGGAAGAAUCAUGAAACUAUUUUUCCUGUUAUCCUUUUUUAUGUUUGUAAUGCAUUGGAACUCCUUUUAUGUAAUUUAAUCCAUUUAUUCCUCUGGUUUGUUCAUGCUAUGAACUCGGUGUAAAUACCAUUUUUCAACAUUCUACCACCAAUUUUCAAUAUAACAAAAGUUAUAUUGUUGGGUUCCACUACGAUUUGCAGGAUCUGGUUUUCUGUGAUACUAGACCCAAAGCAAAACUUCAAAAUAAUCUAAUUUCAGUCUUGUUUGAUAGGUUUAUGUUUUAUUAGCUUAGGUGAGAUUUUGGGUAUUCAGGUGAGGUGUUAUGGUUCUUUUCUUCCUUUAAUUCUAUGAUAUUGCAAACUUUUCAUGUCGUGUAGCAUUGAUAUAUGCAAGCAUUUUGGUCUCUUCUUGAGUUUUCACUCAUUUGCAUACUUGGGGGGGGGGGGGGGGGGGGGGAGCAAAAUAAACGUCCUUGUUUGCAUAGCAUUUCAUGCAGCAAACCUGUUAUGUACUAAAUCACCUUGUGAUUCUGGUUCUUUGAUAACCUAAAUCACAUUGUAAUUUUGGUUCAUUUUAGAAUGUCAUCAUUAUUAUCUUAUUCAUUAUUUGCUAAACGUAUUAUGGGUCAACCAUUAUGCUUCUGUACGGUUGAAGCCACACUUAGAUACUCAACUAGGCCAAGAAAUCAAGGACGACCCUUCUUUGGGUGUCGAAAGUACAACAAAGAGGGAUUACCAUACUGUAAGUAUUUCAAGUGGACGGACAGUAAUGAUGACAUCGACCUAGAGCUUCAAAAAAGAAAAGAUGAUAUUUUAAUGAAUGAGAAAGAGUUUGAAAAGAUACUCGAAGUCAAUGACAUUGAGAAGAGGGAGAUUAAGAUCUGGAAGAGAGGGGAUGAGAUCGAGAAGAAGGAGCUUGAGCUCCAUAAGAGAGGGGAUGAGACUGAGGAGAGAGUGAUGGUGCUAUCCGUGCUAAAUCCUCAGGUUCUGAAGAAAGAGUUGGCGUUUCUUGAGCAACAAGCUCAAAUAACUCGUUCACACACACUACUCUGGAUGUAUUGAGCUUUUGUAUUUGUUUUUUCAUACUUUGUAUCUAAAUUUUAAAACUUACUUAGACUAGUUGUUUCAUGUAUGUUGGUGGUGUUGUUUCAUGUAUUAUAUUUUCUUUGAACAUUUUGAGAGGAAUGCCAUGACCAUUUUGGGAGUA